Molecule: messenger RNA, 538 nt
Organism: Taeniopygia guttata (zebra finch)
Lineage: Eukaryota; Metazoa; Chordata; Aves; Passeriformes; Estrildidae
Source: RefSeq, a predicted model, not a curated record
UCUGAGAGAUACAGAGGGCCCAUACAUGCCCCUUUCUGGAGGAAGUGGUGCCACUCUAAGUUUAAUUGAGACUUGCUCAAAUCAAGAAGUAGAGGCCGCUGCACCAUCAACUAACGUGACAUUUUGUUUGUGUUCACGCAGGGUGGCUGACAAGCUGCCGAGACCAAACCUCAUUUUGCUCAAGCUCUUGCUCUCUCUGCUCCACCACAUCAGCCAAAAUGCCGAGACCAACAGGAUGGACUCCAGCAACCUGGCCAUCUGCAUUGGCCCAAAUAUGCUGAGCCCAGGGACGGACAGCGCGCUCCCGCUGGAAGUGGAGAAGGAGAUGAAUGACAAGGUGACAGUGCUGGUGGAGUUCCUCAUAAACAACUGCUUGGAAAUAUUUGAGGGGGACAUUGCCUUCCCUGCCUGUGCCUUGGCUGAGGAGUCACCAGAGCACACAGACAGCUCCACAGGUAUGAGAAUGGACUGGGGAUGUCACCAACUGGGGCUGCUGGGCCAAAUUAUUGAAUUUGAUAGGUGAAUAUAUCUGUGGAAA